AUGGACCCACAGACGCUCAUUACUAAGGCCAAUAAGGUUUCUUACUAUGGCAACCCUACGAGUAAGGAAUCAUGGAGGUAUGAUUGGUACCAACCAUCUAAGGUGAGCUCCAAUGUGCAGCAACCACAACAACAGCUAGGGGACAUGGAGAAUAACUUGGAGAAAUAUCCAUUCAGGUAUAAAACAUGGUUGAGGAACCAGGAAGAUGAGAAAAAUCUACAGAGGGAGAGCUGUGAGGAUAUAUUAGAUUUGAAAGAAUUUGAUAGAAGAAUACUGAAAAAGUCGUUGAUGACAUCGCACACUAAGGGUGAUACAAGUAAGGCCACCGGUGCUCCUUCUGCUAAUCAAGGAGAUGAAGCUCUUAGUGUGGAUGAUAUAAGAGGCGCUGUCGGUAAUAGUGAAGCCAUUCCUGGGUUAUCUGCGGGAGUGAACAAUGAUAAUACAAAGGAGAGUAAAGAUGUGAAAAUGAAUUAA
This is a messenger RNA of Saccharomyces cerevisiae S288C, 474 nucleotides long. It is a transcript of the gene RTT102, whose product is annotated as Rtt102p. Gene Ontology annotation, cellular component: nucleus; RSC-type complex; SWI/SNF complex. Gene Ontology annotation, biological process: chromatin remodeling. The transcript has a single exon. NCBI's taxonomy places the organism in Eukaryota, Fungi, Ascomycota, Saccharomycetes, Saccharomycetales, Saccharomycetaceae. The record is from RefSeq and is marked reviewed. Bases 1 to 474 code for a protein of 157 amino acids.